Messenger RNA from Salarias fasciatus (jewelled blenny), 2460 nucleotides. RefSeq names its product ring finger protein 169 (gene rnf169). Gene Ontology annotation, cellular component: site of double-strand break; nucleus. The record is from RefSeq and is a predicted model, not a curated record. Lineage: Eukaryota; Metazoa; Chordata; Actinopteri; Blenniiformes; Blenniidae. The coding region runs from base 40 to 1692 and encodes 550 amino acids. Gene Ontology annotation, molecular function: nucleosome binding; ubiquitin-protein transferase activity. Gene Ontology annotation, biological process: double-strand break repair. The transcript has 6 exons.
UGCUUCCGGUUGGCGGGUUUGUUUUGAGAAUAGUUGAAGAUGGCGACGGCGGGUUCCGCCGAGCGGCCCGGCAGCCCGGUCCGACCCGGAGCGGGUCCGGCGGGGUCCGGAGCGGGGCCCAGAGCCGGGUCCCGGUCCCGGUCGCGGUCGCGGUCCGGGCCGCCGCCGGGGGCAGAGGACGGACCGGACCGCUGCGCUCCGUCCGGCGGCGGCGGCUCGGCCCGCGGACACCCGGCCCACAGACACUCCGAUGGGGAGCGGCUCCGCAGGAGGAGCGACCCCGAGAGGAGCAGCAGCAGGCCGGCCCGGAGGGACGGAGACUGCCGCAGAGACCUCUUCGUCUCUCCAGCUCUGAUCAACAAGUCUUCAGACCCGUUUCCAGGAAAACUCAAGGGCGAGGACAGAGACGAGUCGAGGAGGAAGAAUUCUGAGUUUGGAUGGACGCGGCGCGACGACGAGCCGGGCGUCCUGUCGGACUCGGAGAACGAGGAGCCAAUCAGCCGCCAGAUCAGGAACAUCUCGAGCUUCAUCAGGAGGACCAAGAACUCCUCGUCCCUCCUCGCCGUCGGCUGUCAGAGGAGUCGCAGCUGCACCGACCCGGUGGAGGACCGGGGGGGAAAGCUGAAGGCGGCGGUCCUGCCGGCGGCCAUGAUGGAGCGGGUGGGAAUCAGCCACAGCUUCGCCGCCGGCAUCCUGCUGUCGUCGGAGAACAGCCGCUCCGUGUCGGCGCCCACCGUGGCCCCGGAGCGGCGGCCGGCCUGGCGGGCGGUGCUGACCCCGUCCACGCCGCCCGUCCUGCCGCCGCCGCGGCCCGAGCGCUCCAUCAGCCCCGAGAGCAACGACAGCAUCUCGGAGGAGCUCAACCACUUCAAGCCCAUCGUGUGCUCGCCGUGCACGCCGCCCAAGCGGCUGCCGGACGGCCGCCUGGUGGAGCCCACCAUCGUCAAGUCGACGCCGCGGAACCUGACGCGCGGCCUGCAGAAGGCCACCAGCUACGAGGCCAGCCCCGCCGUGCUGCAGAAGUGGCGGCAGAUCGAGCUGGACCGCCAGAGCCUGAAGGUCAGCUCCCGGUCCACGCUCACCAGCCCCGUGUCCGAGCUCCACGCCCGCGCCAACGGCGGCGAGGACGGCGCCAGGGCCCGGCCGUCCGCCAACAAGAGGCGGCUGCUGUUCGAGCCUCCGGACGCCGACGGCCUCCAGAGGCAGUCGGUGAAGAUCCGCGUCCCCGCCGUGCGCUACGGCGCCGCCGCCCCCAGGCCCGGCCCGGACCUGGAGGCCGGCGUGGGCGGCGCCGAGCCCUGCGGCGUGGGGGCGCUGUUCUCGCCGCUGUCCAAGAACUCUGGUUUCCAGUUGUGUAAGUUAGUGCCAAAGGACUCGCAGAGUCCCCAGAAGGAUCCGGGCGACAGUAGCAUCCACAACCAGUCUACCUCCAGGAGGGGCAAGAAGAGGAAGCAGAAGACCAAACACCUGGACCCGGGCGCCGCCGCCGCCGCCCGCGACGCCCGGCAGCUGCAGCAGGAGCGGCAGGACCGGGCGCUGGCGCUCCGGCUGCAGAGACAGUUCGACCUGGAGAACCAGAGCGCCCCCCGCAGGCGGAGCCCCGACGCCUACUGCCUGCGCUCCUGGAUGUCCAGUCAGAACCGCAGGAGGCGUGGCCUCCGCAGCUCCCGGCGAAUCGGCAAGAAGCUGUGAGGCGCCGCCGCCGACAAGAAGCGAUAUAUGCAAAGAGACGAGGUUGAAUGAACGUGUGAAUGUUUUUCUAUGAAAACCCAAACACCAGCAGAUCACCAAAAACUGAGCUCGCUCAGACCCAGCCAGAGCCGCCGCCGCCGCCGCGUCACAAGGUCCUGCGGUCCUGGCUCCAAUCGGUGGUCAUCCUCCUCCUCCUCCUCCUCCGGGGAUUUCUUGCCACAUGGCGCUCCACCGGUCCCGUUUCCAGGAAUGAACGGCACACGCCGAUGACGUUUUAUUCCUCCGCCGCCGCGUUGAUUCCGGUUGUUUCCGUCGUCCAAUCAGCACACAGCAAGCUUCAUGUCGCGUCCAAAGUUAGAGAUUCAUGUCGUACAGUAUUGGCGGAUUGUGAACUUGUAAGAUUGUUAUAAUCGCACAGUGAGAAGGAGCCUUACCCCCCCACCUCCCCCCCCCCGCCGCCGCCCCCCGCUCCACCAUCCGGACCACUGGCACAGCUGAUCAUGUUUCUGGGUCCUGAAGUUUGGUUCCACCUGGUUUUAUCACAAAGACACUAAACUGUGGCCCCGUUUACAGAGAGCCGGCGAUGACACCCCGUCUCCAUGGAAACGGUGAGAACACUGUCUCUAUGGAGACGGGGGCUCACAGGGUCAGGGUCCCGGAUCCCAGGGAUGGCCCUGGUUUGGUUCAGGGUCCCUUGCAGAGCCCGGGCAGAAGAACACUUUGUUUUGCAAGCUGAAGUGAUUUAUUUCCAAUAAAAUAAAGUCCUGA